Messenger RNA from Amphibalanus amphitrite, 5285 nucleotides. RefSeq names its product zinc finger protein 316-like. Gene Ontology annotation, molecular function: protein binding. The coding region runs from base 299 to 1966 and encodes 555 amino acids. Gene Ontology annotation, biological process: regulation of transcription by RNA polymerase II. NCBI's taxonomy places the organism in Eukaryota, Metazoa, Arthropoda, Thecostraca, Balanomorpha, Balanidae. The record is from RefSeq and is a predicted model, not a curated record. Gene Ontology annotation, cellular component: nucleus. The transcript is spliced from 7 exons.
AGCAGCGGCGGCGGCGGCGGCGGCGGGCGCUAGUCGCAUGGCCGCUCGGACUGAGUAACGGUGUUACACGCCGAAAACGGGUUACGUCGACUCCCGAAAAUGGUGUGCGUUUGAAUACGUGAAAUCCCGGUGUACUCUGAGUGUUUCGGGAAGAGUUCGUGAGUGUUUUCGGGAGUGUUUUAUGCGGCUGUGAGUUGGCGUAUUUGGGGGACGAGUUUCUCCACGUUGCGCGCGGGAGUGAGAGUGCGUGCGAGUUUUUUACGGAGUUAGCGGACCACCCGCUGGAUGACAUGAGAUAAUGGGGACGGAACAGUUUAGUUUGAAAUGGAACAACCACACCAACCACCUGGUGGACGUCUUCGGAAACCUGCUCCAGGCCGAAUCUCUGGUGGACGUCACGCUCUUCUGCGAGGGGCAGAGUCUGAAGGCCCACAAGUUGGUACUCUCGGCGUGCUCGCCCUACUUCAAGGCUCUGUUUCAGGACCAUGUGGAAAAACAUCCCAUUGUGAUAUUAAAAGAUGUGAAAUUCUCUCAGCUCCGCUGUAUCGUCGAGUUCAUGUACAAAGGCGAGGUUGAAGUCGAGAAAAACGAACUUGACUCGCUCUUUCUCACCGCCGAGGAGCUGCGGAUUAAAGGUCUGGCCGGCUCCCGCCCCCCAGUCAGCGGCAUUCGUCUGCGGGCACCCACCCCCCACCCCUCAGCCGCCACCGAACCCGCCACGGAUAGAAAACGAAAUCGGAACACGGACCCCUAUGACACCGGGGGAGAGUCGGGAGGGGGGACAGAGGGGGGAGUGUCGCCGGUGGGAGGACCGCCGACGGCGCCGCCCUGCACCAACGGAGAGGAGGGCAGCACUGUGAUAAAGCGACCCAAGUUGGAGCCCGUCGCUGUUGAAGAAAACUCCACUGAUGGCCUAGACACGGGAGCAGCCAGCGGCACUGUCUAUCUCUGCCGGGACUGUGGCUGCAGUUUCCCGUCUCCAACCCAACUCCAAGAACAUCACGCCUCUGCCCACGGAGCCACCAGAGCAUCCACCGCCGCCGCCGCCGCGGGGGAGUCGGGAGUGAUCCGGGUCACGGCACCAAGAGGAAGGGCCGAAGACGCUUCGUCGGCGCCCAUGGCGGUAGCUUCGCACAGCUGGCCGCCUCACGAUGGAAGGGAACGAUCUGGGGGAGCUUGGAAUGAGAAAGAGCGUCCCGCGAGACUACAGACGUAUCUGCGAUCACCUGAUAUGUAUCUGCCGUCUCUAGUUGGGACAGGUCUCGGAGGCGGGCUGCUCGGGAUGAUGCCGCUACUCCGCGGCAGACAUGGUCUGGGUUCUAGUGGCGAAGGGGACGGACGGGGACCGCUGAACCUUUCCGCUGGGGAAGGGACAGGUGGGGAGGCCUCGCCAGGAGCCACCGAGGAGCGGUCUGAACCAUCUACACCAACACCGGUGGAGGAGGGAGGUCCCGUUACUUGCAAGGUGUGUACGAGGGUAUUUGAAACGCCUGCGGCGCUGAAAGAACAUGCCACUGUCCACCAAGGCGAGCGACCGUUCAAAUGUGAGUACUGCGGGAAAGCGUUCAAAUUCCGGCACCAUCUCAAAGAUCACUGUCGAAUCCACACCGGCGAACGACCAUUUGACUGCAAAAUAUGUGGAAAGAGUUUCGCGAGAUCAUCCAUCUUGAAGACGCACACUAAGAUCCACAGACAAGAAGAGAGACGAUUCGAACUGGCCGCUCCAUAUUUGGGAGGUGGUGUGUCCGGUUUGAGUUCUGCGAGCCUGACGGAAGCACCACCAGGUCCGGCUGACAGACCGCCAGGAGGGGAGCGAAGCGACACAGCGGCAGCGGUGGGGGUGGCUAGUUCGCCCCCACCUCUUUCUCCACCAGGAGGAUCACUUGAUCAGGAUCCUCUCGCUAUCAAAAUCGAACCAACUGAGCUGGGCCGCUCCGAUACAGAAGAUUCCAACACGGCACAAUAGAAACACGCACCGCCGAAAGCAACGAAUGUGAUACGCAAGACGACCGUGCUGUCCUCUAUCGCACCGGUACUGAACUGAAGCUUCGGAGAGGGCCGCUAGAUGUCGGGUCGGGCGCUGCUUCCAGGAGGUUGAUUAGACCUCCAGUCUUUCUGUUUUUGUUUUGGUAGCAAAGUGAUGCUUACGGGAAGGGUAUUGGAGAGGAUCAGGGUAUGGCGACGGAAGGCUGUUGAUAGUUUACGGGGUUGACGAUAGGUGGCACUUCAGUCGGUGCGGUCAGAGAGCGGGUCUUUCUAUUUGUAUCUGACGCAUUUGAACUUUUUUUAGUUAAUAGUGUUCACUGUAACGAUAACAUUGCUAAUUUAUUUCACAAAUUUUAGCCUAACUCAAGCAGAAAAUGCAAAGGAUGGCAGAAGCUUGCGUGGAAAGAGAUGUUCUGUUACGAAUUUUUUAAGUAUUUUGUCACAGCAAUAUCAUCUUGUGGGUAGUUAAACCGAAAUUCUCUAAAGACAUUCAGCUCUGUUGAGUUCAUUGCUCGUACAGACGGGUUGCCGCAUGUACAUGAGAAGUGAGUGCAGGUUCUGUGUCAACACAAUCAUUCAUUUGAAGAAAAAAUGGUAGCGAUGGAUACAAAAAGUGGUACAUCUUCAUCAAAGCUAUUCAAUUUAAUGAUCAUCCAAAUAAUUCUAAAUGACCAUAAAAAGUCACAAACGGAUAGUGCGUCGUGAAAUUCCUGCUUGUUUUCUAUAGAGAAAGCGAUAAAUUGAUUCUGGGUCUAUUUUGUACCGAUAAAUCGGUACAAAAUAGGAGACUCCAUAACAAUAAUAAAAGUAACCAUUUAAAAAAAGAAAGUCGUGGGGCUUUCAUACAAUAACACCUAUUCCUCUCCAAGCGUCGAAGACAGAGCAACAUGUUGGCAUUCAUGAAUACGUGAGAAACUGCAGAAACCCCUUUAACAACAUAUUUUUUGCGAUUCAAGUAAAAGUGUGAUUGCUUGUUAAAAGCUCUUAAUUAGAACAACCUUACAGACAAACUCGACUUCUUUUCUGGUUAUUAGCCGUCAAAUGCACUAAACACUAACCAGAAAACGGGGCAUCCCAGUCUGGUUGUAAUCAAUUUUCAUUCUUUUCUAAAUGGUUCUAAAAUCCUUACAGGAUAAAUUAACAUUAUUGAAACAGCAAAUUAAUUUUCAGAAUACGCUGUGAUCUUCACAGUUGGAUUUUAAUGCUUUGGUAUAGAUUUAAAUACAUUUUAAUGAUGGGAUAAAACAUUUAAAUAGAUCGAAGUGAAAUGUUUGAUUUGGGAUGUUUGCCAACGGGAGAGAGCUUUGUGUUAAUUACUGGAGACUGAAGCGGCUAAGAUGAUUCAAAAUAAAAUAAAUACAACUUGAGGAUUACCAUCUCCCCCCGCCCAAAGAACAAGCAAUUCUCAACGCCGGAGAACCUUGGUUUAAAAAGGCAGAAGUAUUAUCAUUCUAAUAGGAAAACAACAGCACUGCAAUUUCUUGGGGUUUAUUGAUAAACAUAUUAGCUCAAACUUCUGAGUAUUGGAAAUUAUGUGUGCGAUUAAAAACAAAUGUAUCGAAUCUCGUAUUAGGUGGGACAAUUUAAGUCUUCCUCAAAAGGCAAAAUAGCCGCGAAACAUGACAAAAUGUAGAAAAAUUUGUAGUAGCGCAACUUGAGUUUCACCUUCAAUUUUGACAUUUCCUAGAAAAUGCACUUUUGCAGUUAUUUGUUACAAAGUUUAAUGCGGUAGGUAAAACAGAAAAAUUGAACAGCGACCACAAAAUCAACGAAAGACAUUGCCAAUUUUAGCUUCAAGUAGUUUUAAAAGCUACAUCGUGCGACAUUUAUGUCAUUGCUACUCUAAUUUAUGUCUCGGCGCUAUAUAAAACCAGACUUUGAAACCCGAAACCACAGUUUGAACGCCAGAAACUACUAUUAUGAAACUCCAGAGCUAUUUCAACUUGUUUCAGCAGUGAGCAUUAGGUUACGUUUCAGAAAAAUAUGUGCGCCUUGACUACAAGGACGGGAAGGAUUCCAUCAAGCCGAUGAAAGUUCUGUAAGUUGCUUGCGAUGGUGAAUGGGACUGAGUAAGUUUCAUAUGACAUCCGAUAAAUAGUUUAUUUUAUUUGUCGGGAAAAAUCCGACCAAAUCCAUAAUUGAGGCUUAAAAAUAUGAAACAGCUUGGCAAUGCUUCGAUAGUUGGUAGGCUCCUGUCGUUUUAGCAUUUCAUCUUUCUUCGUAUCAGUGAAGUUCAUGGUAUUGUGUCCCUUUAUUUUCUUAUCUUGUAAACACAAUUGAUUCUACCCACGAACAUAAUUGAUUCAUUUUAUCUCAAUGCCACCCCGUUUAUUUUCAUUCCCUCUCGGCCCCCCUUUGGUAGCACUGUGUGAUGUUGGCAGCCUGCCAAUUCAGGGAAGAAAUGUGAUAGGAUUGGGAAGAAGGCGGCCAUCUUGGCAAACAGCUGGUCGUGUUUAGAGCAAGCGAGAAGUGCCCCGUUCAAACACUCGCGCGCGCCGACGUUGGAAAGUCUGUGAUAUUUACCGUACUGUGCGACGGUGCUGCCGCCCUGCGGCCGGCGGUGGGACUUGAAGUUGUCGGACUGGCCGGCAGAUGUCUCGCCGAGCGGAUAGGGUUUGUUAUGUUUGGAUGUCAGGUAGGAAUUGGAGUCGUAACAUAGCAGCAGUGUUGACCUUGGAUGGACGGAAACAGACUGAUUCCCAUUAGCCUACCAGACCCAGCGGCGGCGGGCGGUACUCGCAGUUCACUCAAACGCCGACAGGUGGCACGAGUGGCGCCGCCGUCCGCUGAUCCCCCUAGUUUAAGCCAUAGCGAUUAACACAACAGUGAUGUUCGAGUGACUGUGACUAGAAACGUCGCGCCAUGUUCGAACAGAAUCAACCACACACCUGGACUUCAACGACCUUGACCUGGCCUGGGUCAAGGUCACCUGUGACCCAUAGCGGAGUGUUGCGCCGGUUUACCGUACCGUCCGUAUUGUCUCAUUUUUGUAAGACGAUUACAAAAUAACGCGUUACUGACGCAAGAAUAGGGAAUUUUGUAUGUCGCCAGCAUUAUCUGUAUCCAAAAAAUGGCUGUUUUGUGUCCUAAAACCGUUUACUUCUAGACUCAAGUCCGUUACGCGUUGUUUUGUUUUCGUCCAUCUCUGCCAGCGUUCGUUGACCGAGCAGUUUCAGAGUUUUGGCUGUAGAUGUCGCGUCGAUCGCGCCGCUAGGUGGCAGGCCGAGCGCUCGGUAACUGAAGCUGCUUCUGUUGCCCGAAAUAGUGAGAGUAAUGCUUCAAUAAACUGCUCCCUGGAG